This is a messenger RNA of Hemicordylus capensis (graceful crag lizard), 2249 nucleotides long. RefSeq lists its product as uncharacterized. The record is from RefSeq and is a predicted model, not a curated record. Lineage: Eukaryota; Metazoa; Chordata; Lepidosauria; Squamata; Cordylidae. Gene Ontology annotation, molecular function: protein binding. The transcript has 4 exons. Bases 1 to 2130 code for a protein of 709 amino acids.
AUGAAAUGUUUUCCGGAAGGGCUGACCUCUCUCUUGUUUGUCGUCACCAACCUUGGGGUUAUCAACUCAACUGUCUUCAGUAGCCCCAGUUUGGCAUCAGUCACCAGUCUGGCAUUAGCCAACAGUGGCAUCCAAAGAAUUGAACCCGGAGCUUUCCACGCUUUCCAAAGCCUCACCAAACUCAGCCUGUACCAGAACAGUCUUACCAAUGUGAUGGCUUCUUGGCUUCCCAACCCUGGUUAUUUAGAAAACCUGACAGUGGCUCAGAAUCUCAUCCCAGAAAUAGGACGAAACAUGUUUUCCGGCUUCUCCAACCUGACAACACUUAAUUUAGCCCACAAUCGAAUCCGUCGGAUUGCCAGUGGGAGUUUUAAGGACCUGUCCAAGCUAACGUUUGUGGACUUAUCUGGCAACAACUUAACUACUUUAACCAGAAAUGUGUUCAUUGGGCUGAUGCCCUCGGUCCUUAAGCUUGGGAACAAUCCAUGGCAUUGUUCCUGUGACAUGUGGGAUUUUGGAUUAUUUCUUCAAGAGCUGAUCAAUGCAUCUCUGCUAGAAGAUGCGGAUUCCGUGGUAUGCCGCAGUCCCGCAAGCCUGGAAGGAACGCACGUUUGGAACAUUUCCGACUUCAACUGCCUGCCGGUCUUCCCGUCUUCAGCCGGCGGGAGUGGUUUCCGUAAAGUGGGAUUGCCUGUAUUGCUAGCAUGUCUAGUGUUCAUUUCCUUCAUUUUAUUCCUGUUGAUCUGGGCCUUGAAACGAGAUAAACAAGUUCAACCAGACAAAGCAGCUACUAGGUCAACCAGCAACGUGAAAGCAAGUAGCCAUGUUGACUCCUUGGCUGAUUCCAGACACUUGGGUGAAAAGUUCCAAACGGUGGAGGUGGGCGUGUCUCCACACACCGGGCUGCUAAAAGUUCGGGCGAAAUCGGCUGCCGCCAUUUUGCUGCGGAAAGAGUUCCAUCCGGGACGACAGCUCACCCAUCUAGCGGAUGCAAACCAGGAACAUCUGACGACAACAGUGUCAUUAAAUAACCAACACUACGUAGCAAGUGAACACUUGUGUAAUGUUACGCAGCUGUGGUAUUAUCAGAAACUGGAAGACGGGAAGGGAAAGGACUUUCCAAGUUCAUUUUUGGCUGAAGUCGAGGUAGAAACAUCAGUGACCAAAGCCACUUCCGAAGCAACAAAGCAAAUAAUUCAGGACCACCGGAUUUCGGAAGCACCCAAGAAUGAACAUAUAGCCCACAACGAAACUGAAAAUACGGAGCCAUUCUUGUAUUUAAGUGUUACUACAACCAAUGAAGAACUGACUGAUGCUGAACCCAAAAAAGACAUGACCACGAAAGCCGACAGAAGCCAUCUUGUCUCACUGAAGCGAGCUCUGACGUGGCCUUAUGGGAGAAGUACUGUGGAUCAGAAAUCAGCUGUCUUAAGUAUUAGGGAAUCUUUCUUGGCACAAUUCUUCUUGCCCAUGCUAGGUGAGCCGCGGCAUGUUUCGAACUCGGAACAUGAUGAACAGCAGCUGUAUAUGCGCCCCAGAAAAGAGUUUCGGAUAUAUGACAGUGAUGGAUCUGAAUUAAACGAAGAGGGAAAGCUAACCAAAGAAACGGAUCCUCCAGAUAAGAGAGAAUCGGAUGCAUGUCAGUCAAUGAGUGUUGAUAAAUUGGAAUUUGCUAAGCAACCGGAAAGGCAGAAUGAGCUACAGGAAUGCUCCAGAAAGGAUGAUCAUGACAACAGAGCUGAAUUAAAUGCAGAGGGAGAAGCAACCAAUCAAGCAGAGCUUCCAUUCCAGCAAGAAUUGAAUGUAGAAGUUACUCCAAGACAUUCCCAUGCUCCACAGUCCAGAAUUAAAGCGGUGAAAUGCCCUACAGGGGUGAAAAAGAAAAAUGUGCCCAAAUCAGUAUCUUCUCGGUCAGGAGGCCACCAUGAAUCCGAUCCAUCUCCACUGCCGUCGGAUGACAUCAAUCCAAGAAGUCCUCCGUGUGGCAACGUCUUCCCAGAAAGUAGCAAUCAUAACUACAUCAAUCUCUUGUAUGAAGUUGUGGAGAAUCGUGGGAGGUGGACCAGAGAGAGAUGGAAACAGACUCAUCGAAUCGGUGCCAUGAACCCGCCCUUGACAAAAUCCAAGUAGAUUGUGUUGGACUCCAGUUUAAUAUUGCAUAUCCUAGCUUGUGUUGCCUGAACAUUUUCAUUGCUUUUAAACCACCAACCAACCAGGACUUACAGAUAAGUAUAGCAAACAUGGAUAUA